CUCCUGCCGGCAGCUCCCAGGACCGCCCCACCCCAACUCUCCCCCUCCCUCUCCUUGGGCUCCGGCCCCCUGUGAUGCCACAGCCCUGAGCCUGCAUCCCCCCACCAGUGACCCCCAGGUCUGCCUGGCCUUCCACCCACCUUGCCACCCACCUGGCUCAGCCUUCUGCGCCCUCCCCCCACUUAACAGCACACAAGACGGAGACCCUCUGCUCCCAUGGCCAGCGCUGGGAACCCUGGGGCCCGAGAGGCCCAAGAGGAGGACGGGGAGAAGGCAGGGGCCUUCACUGGGCCUCGGGGGCUGGUGCUGGAGCAGGCCCAGGAGCUGUUUUUGCUGUGUGACAAGGAGGCCAAGGGCUUCAUCACCCGGCGCGACCUGCAGGGCCUGCAGAGCGACCUGCCCCUCACACCCGAGCAGCUGGAGGCCGUAUUUGAAAGCCUAGACCAGGCCCACACCGGCUUCCUCACUGCCCGCGAGUUCUGCCUCGGCCUGGGGAAGUUUGUGGGGGUGGAGUUGGCCCAGGGCGCGACGCCCUCCCGGGCUCCAGAAGAAACCUUUGAGUCGGGCUGGUCGGCUGUGCAGGGCACCUGGGGCGCUCUGGAGGAGGCGGAGGACGAGGAGGAGGAGGAGCGAUUCUACGCUGCGCUGGAGCAGUUGGGGGUAGCCCCAGUCCUGGGCGAGCAGCGGGCUGUGAGGACGCUCUGGGUCCGGCUGCAGCGCGAGCUACCUGAGCUGCUGGGCUCUUUCGAGGACGUUCUGACGCGCGCGUCGGCCUGCCUGGAGGAGGCGGCCCGGGAGCGGGACGGCCUGGAGCAGGCGCUGCGGAGGCGCGAAAGCGAGCACGAGAGGGAGGUGCGCAGCCUGUACGAGGACAUGGAGCAGCAGCUCCGCGAGCAGCGGCAGCGCCUGCAGAGCCAGAACCUCCCCCGGGAGGAGCGGAGAGGCCGCCUGGAGCUGGAGCUGCAGAGCCGCGAGCAGGAGCUGGAGCGCGCGGGCCUGCGGCAGCGGGAGUUGGAACAGCAGCUGCAGGCCCGGGCCGCGGAGCAGCUGGAGGCACAGGCUCAGCACGCCCAGCUGUGGCGGGCCCACGAGGCGCUGCGGGCGCAGCUGGAGGGGGCGCAGGAGCAGCUCCGCAGGCUGGAGGGCGACGCGCGAGGCCGCCAGGAGCAGACGCAACGGGACGUGGUCGCGGUCUCCCGGAACAUGCAAAAGGAGAAACUGAGCCUCCUGAGGCAGCUGGAGCUGCUUAGGGAGCUGAACACUCGGCUGCGAGACGACAGGGACGCCUGCGAGGCCAAGAGGCUGGGCGGCAGCCGCAGGAAGGCUUUGGCCACCGCGCGCCUGCCCGGGCCCACCUGCUGCUGCUGCUGCUGCUGCUGCUGGGCCCGCCCCGCCAGACGCGGCUCCGUCCACCUUUCCAGUGCCCGGUGACCCGGGGACCAUAGGUGUCACCUGGAAGCGCCCCUCAAAGGCGACCUGCCGGGGCGCGGAGCUGCACCGGUGGGCCCCAGGCCUUCCGAACGAAGACGGGAAGGACCCAACCUCGGUGGCCGGGUCUCGCGGCCCCGCUGACUGCACCCUGCCCCCACCCAUUAACUCCCUUUCGGUUCAGCGGAAGAACCCCACC
This is a messenger RNA of Propithecus coquereli (Coquerel's sifaka), 1627 nucleotides long. It is a transcript of the gene CRACR2B, whose product is annotated as calcium release activated channel regulator 2B. The transcript is spliced from 9 exons. NCBI's taxonomy places the organism in Eukaryota, Metazoa, Chordata, Mammalia, Primates, Indriidae. The record is from RefSeq and is a predicted model, not a curated record. Gene Ontology annotation, molecular function: calcium ion binding. Bases 217 to 1431 code for a protein of 404 amino acids.